Messenger RNA from Sphaeroforma arctica JP610, 222 nucleotides. RefSeq lists its product as hypothetical. The record is from RefSeq and is a predicted model, not a curated record. NCBI's taxonomy places the organism in Eukaryota, Ichthyosporea, Ichthyophonida. The transcript has a single exon. The annotation marks the transcript as partial.
CAGGCGAGAACUUGGUCGAGUGAGCUUAGUUCAGCCUGGAGACGCUGGGAAUUGUGGUAUGACGAGUCGAAUCUACCAUUCUUUACGCCACUGGUGGACGGUGAAGACGGGAAGAAAGUGCUUGGAGAGGACUAUCAGGUCUUGUUGAAGCGGGUGUUACCGUUGAAGAAGAGCCGUGAUGCCUUUAAGAGGAAGAUCUUAUAUGGAUUCGCUCUGGCAUAG